This is a messenger RNA of Rhagoletis pomonella (apple maggot), 849 nucleotides long. RefSeq lists its product as uncharacterized. The record is from RefSeq and is a predicted model, not a curated record. The transcript has a single exon. Bases 1 to 849 code for a protein of 282 amino acids. NCBI's taxonomy places the organism in Eukaryota, Metazoa, Arthropoda, Insecta, Diptera, Tephritidae.
AUGCUUGUCACCACCUACCAACACGACUAUGUGCCUCCCCACACUAGGCGUUAUGAAUUCGUUAAGAAACAAGAUAAAGCGAUAAAGGAGAAAGAGGAAUGCCAAUGUAUUGAUACAGCUAAAAUUGAGGUGCCAAAAGAAGCACAGGGAAAAUGUGAAAGCGGUGCCGAAUGGACGGGUAUCGCGCCAAUGGGCCGCCUCAUCGACCCACGCAUCAUACCCACAAAACUCGCGCCCGAUCAAGCUGAUAACCUUGCAAAAGAUCCGGAUACUGACUGCUUCAAAGCGCAACCUAAUCGUUUUUUGCAGAUCCUACGCACCGCGUAUCCAGACCUCUAUGAUCGACUGAAACAGAUGCCCAAAGAUGAAUUGAAUAGGCGGCUGGAGCGCCAACGACUUUUCACCACAUAUCAAAUUGAUUAUUGCGACAUGAAUGAAUAUCCCGAGGGUAUCUAUGAGAGUCUCAAAGAGGAGGACGAUACAGCUAAGCUCAAUGCCACAAAAUUGUUGCAUAAGGAGGACGCUUGCGAUGUGUUCCGCGCUAAUGUCAUGAAGGAAUUAGAUAACCAAACGCGCAAUCCUACCAUUACAGAUCCAUGUGAGCAUGCGUACAAACCAUUCAAGAUCUCCUUCACCGACAGUGCACGAUUCAUCAAUAGUGGCAACAACUCACACUGGCGCAGUAAAGCUUUCGUUACACGCAACAAUUUCUCCGAGUAUAUGGAAACAAUUAGCCGUAAUGGCUGUGUUAUACUAAAAAAUAAUUUACAUGAUCAUAGCAAAUGUGGUACUAACGGGAAACAUUGUCGUCAUCAGCUGCUGAAUGCGUGCAUAAAUAAUGUACGAUAG